AAGGACAACAAAGUUGCUUUGGCACCGACUGACAUGCCUACUCAGCCUUGGAUUACGAUGGGUAAUAUCCCGCAAGAGGCUAUCAUCCCCAUCUUGACAGAAGUUGUGUCCAAGCAGAUCUCCCUGGAUGAGAUAGGGAGGAGGUUCAAGGUCGUGAAGAAGUUUGGCUACGUUGCGAAGGCCUUCUGCGAUGGAGUUAAAUGCAAAGACUUUAAAGCCGCAGAGGAGUUGUAUCCUUUCCACACCAAAAAAGAGGACUGGACUGAGGUGAAGUAUCAGGGGUGCGUGGGCCAKGUGAAGGUUAUUGAGGGUGAUAUGUUGCAUUUGGCACAGCUGCAGAAGAACAAGGUGCCGAUUUCUCUUACUAUCUUCGAUUUUCCCUACGGCUUUGCGCACAAAGGUCACGCACAUGACACGGAGCCUUUCCCGAAGAUUGACAUUUUGAACGUGUUGCAGAAUGUCAAGGACGUUACAAGCGCAUCGCUCUGGACAGUCGCUGCUUUUUGCUCCGUGGACAUGCUAUCCUCGGUGAGGUCCGCGUUCGUGAAGAUCUGCAAUGCUGGUCAAGAGCUUGUCAUGUGUUUCAAGCUGAACACGACAAAUCCCGGUGGCCCCAGGCUUGUCGGCGCGACAGAGUUCUGCAUUCUGGGGUACUACAAUGUGACGGGCCAGCGUGAGAUGACGCAUUACAACUUCGCUCCCACCGACCCCCGCCACAACUUCCAACUUUUUGAUGCGGUUACCGGAAAGUUUGUGCAUCCAGGUGAUAGCAAGGUGCUCUGUUCGUACCAGAAACCUUAUGCUUUGUAUUCCUGGUUGGUCACGAAGUUCUCUCCACCAGGCGCCACCGUUUYGGACGGGUUUUCAGGCUCGGGUACAGGGGUCAUUGCUUGCGUAAUGGCCAACAGGAACUGUCUCGUCGUGGAGUUGGACAAACGGUGUGUAAAGGGAAUCCGCAUGAAGCUACUCACAGACCUCGAAGGGACGUUGGAGAGAGAAAAGCCGAAAGAGGGGAAGGGGAAGUCGAAGGAGCAGCACCCUGAUGAGGAAAUUGAGGUGUCUGGGGAUCACGGCCUCACGAAAGAAGAGCAGCAUGUUGAGGAAGGCACAACCAGGGAGGCUUCCGACAAGGAGGUGACGCAUGAGACAUGGGAGCCGAUUCCGGGACUGAUUGCAACAGACGCCAAUCUGCCAGCAGGAUCCGAACAGCGUGGGGAACCGCCUGUGGCAGCACCUUCAGAGGAGCAGCAGAGGGGAAAUAUCCCACCAUCCACUGCAGCUGAAAAUGUCCUGGGCUCGACGAGCGGGCGAGAGGAAGGCGAGUUGUCUCAUCGCAGGGCAGUCACUGUGGAGACAGGCGAGAUCACAGGGUUGCCCAGCAAUCCUGACAGGGAGGAGCUGGCACAAAGCCAAUACUCGAGUCAAGCCACACGCACAGGAACACGAGGUCGUAAGCGAAAGGUCGGAGGAGACGAGGCGGUUAGCUCAAAGCCUGGCCUUGUUAUGGGUCUGUGCAGUAAUGCUCGGCCGCGUGUGGGGAAAUAAGCAAGGGCGCAUAUAGUUCUAUAACUUGUUUUUGUUAUAGAACUAUAGUUCAUGUCCUGGGUUUGUUAGUGUGCACAUGUCGUUCGGUUGCAUUCCGGCAGAAGUCGAAGUAGACGACGCUUAAUAAGUGGUAGUCAUGAGCAACCAUUCACCCUAAAGAGAUUUAGAUCUCUUGGAAGGAAAGGUCGAUGAAUGUGCACACUUGGCGUUUUGAAAUUCCUCGGCGCAUAUAGUUCUAUAACCUGUUUUUAUUAUGGAACUAUAGUUGAUGUCCUGGGUUUGUUAGUGUGCACAUGUGGUUCGGUUGCAUUCCGACAGAGGCCGAAGUAAAUGAAGCCCAAUAAG
This is a messenger RNA of Chara braunii, 1890 nucleotides long. The record is from the annotation of a GenBank genome assembly. NCBI's taxonomy places the organism in Eukaryota, Viridiplantae, Streptophyta, Charophyceae, Charales, Characeae.